AGGUCACCUUCAUCUAGCUGAUCAGGAUGUUAUUCCGCAUGCAGUGUUUUCUAUGGUUUAUAGAAAUAUUUCCUAAUAUCAGAGAGAUGGCUGCUUCUAACAUUGAACUGACAUCAAAUGUAACUUAUCAACAGCUGAGUUCCUAUUGUAUUAGUGCCCAUGGUCGUUCUUACAUAGAAUUCUGGGUAAAUGCUACAACUGAUGUCCAUUUCGCUCUAAUGACCAAUGACACUUCCACACCAAGAAUGGAUUUUAGUCAAUUUUAUGAGAUUGUUCUAGGUGGAUGGCUUAAUACAGAGUCUUGUAUUCGAGCACAAAGUGUUGAAUGUAAAAAAGUCAGUACCCCAGAUAUUUUGAAUGGUUCAACCUUUGUUCAGUUCUGGGUCAGUUGGGACAGCGAUCAUGUCUAUGUGGGAGAAGGAUCAAGAUCAUCUGGAAUCACCAAGCUUACUGAAACCAAACCGGCAUCUUAUGAAAUAAAUUACUUCGCUGUAAUGACACAUUACAAAAGCUUCUGGAGAUUUACUGAAGAUACUGAUUGUGAAAUGAUAGAAUACAACAAUACGGACGUGGUUACGAAAAAUACAUCUUGUAAUGGUAUAACAACGUACAGAUGUAAGCCCGGGUCCCUCCUUACUGGCGGCAAUCUGACUCGCACCUGCAUGGUUGGUCGGGUAUGGAACAGUGAACCCCCUGUAUGUACAGAUUGUGGUUGUUCAUCAACUAUUCAUAAAUUAGCGAAUGUUUCAAUAGAUUUUUUAACGGAAAGGAUAUCGCAGCUUACAAAGGAACUCAAAAUACACAAAAAUGCCACAGGAUCAUACUGGAGGUCCAAAACCAGCGCCCCUGACCACAGGAUGUCGUCCCGAGGGAUAGGGUUUAUAUUAGGAUACGGUUUAAUCGGGUUCAUGCUGGGUGUUAUAUUUUUAUCCGACUGUCAAAGAAUGACAAACUACAACCCGCUGAAAAGAUUGAAGGUUGAGAACUUGAAAAGAUGAACACCAAAAAUAAACUGCCGGAAUGUUUUUUCAGCAAGCUUUGAAAUAAACUUAUUGCAAAACUUU
This is a messenger RNA of Saccostrea cuccullata (small rock oyster), 1064 nucleotides long. RefSeq lists its product as uncharacterized. Bases 27 to 998 code for a protein of 323 amino acids. The record is from RefSeq and is a predicted model, not a curated record. Lineage: Eukaryota; Metazoa; Mollusca; Bivalvia; Ostreida; Ostreidae. The transcript is spliced from 4 exons.